AUGGCUUCUACAUCUUUAGCGGAGCAACUGAAGAAGCUAACAGUACCUCAAUCAACGAUCUAUAAGGACGACAAUAAAACAGUUUCAUUACUUUUUGACCCGAAAGAAGCCGCGAAUAAAGAUCGCGACACCUUUUAUGAAAUUGGAAUUAGCGGGUUGAGAGAACUAAUCGCAUUAUACGAAGGAUUCCGUGUGUUUGAAGAUACUCUAUUCAGCCUGUCAUCUAAGGACUUCGAAAGAGCUGUGCAGACCAAGGAGACAGCGAUUGGUGUUAUGGAUUCCAGCAAGAAAGUCACAGAAGCUAUUGUUAAUGCAUUAUUGCCUACCAUUAUAAAGGCAAUUGAAUCACCAGUUGUAGAUUUUAGGGCUUCUGCAUAUGUUACUCUGGGAUACUUGUUCACAAAAACAAGUUUAAAAGAGGACACCCUGAACGAAAUAAUCUUAAAACUUUUGACUACCGAGUUUGAUAUUUCGAUUGACGUAGCAAUCCUUAUUACAAUGGUCUACGAGAAACAGAGCCACAUGAAGAAAAUGUCAGAAGAUAUAUUAAAUGAUAUGUCUAUCGAUAUCAUGAAUUCAUUAUGCGGUCAUAUUAAGAAGUUGGUUGAAAAACGCCACAAGAUUGGUGCGUUUCUGUUAGCGUUCUUGUCCAGUGUUCUACCAUUGAUACAGGGUGAAGACUACUGGAGGUGUGUCCUCGACUCCUACCAACCUAAAAAAACAAGUACAGAUGAUGAUGGGAGUGACGUGGAAAUUAUUGAUGAAGAUGACAAUGCCAGCAAAGUUUUCAACUGGUACGCCUUAUUCUUAAAGAACCUCGAGCGUCAAUACCCAGACGCUUUCGACAAAGUGGUCAAAAAAGAAAUGAGCUCCAACAGCAAGAAUACCAAAAAAAGACGGAAUCAGCUCUCAAAAUUGUUGGGCUUCAAACCAGCAGUUGCACAUAAGGUCGGUGACACAUAUCUAUUUGAAAACCUUAACCAUGUCAAUGCGAAAUUGAGAGUAGAAGCAGUCAAAUACAUUACUAAAGAAUUUGAAGCAUUGAAGACGGAACACGCUGAUUUCGUCAAAGAAUCUAUCAUUAACAGGUUAAAUGAUGAUAAUCCUGAAGUUGUAAACACAGCCUUGGACAUCCCUACUAAAUAUUUAAAGGACAUUUUUGAUGAAGCUGAUGCUACCAGCACUUUUGUCGCUAUUGUUGGAAAGGGAUCUAAGAAAUGGAGAAGUAUUGUCAAAAAGGCUGUUACAACUUUUUGCUCUACUGAGACUUUGCCUGUCAAUCAAGAAACAGUUUUAGCUUUAGUGCCUUAUUUAUUCCCAAGUGAUGCGGAAUCUGCUAAACUGACUUGGCAAAUACUAACAUCGGCUUGGGGUAAGAAAUUUGGUCUUUCCAACAAAACGAAAGAUAUCAAAGGAUCCAUUAAAGGAGACCACGCUAAACUAUGCGAAGUUAUAUUCAAAGCGCUCUUUGUUGAUCGAACUCUGAACUUGGAUGAAAUCCUUGAUGAAAAUCAGUUGAAUAAAGGCAAUACUUUGGACGUCUGCUUUUACAUGUUGUUAAAAAGCAGUUCCCUUAAGAGCGCCACAGUAGAAGAAGUUUCAGCCAUACUAAAUCUGCUUUUAGAAUCUGUAGAAAAUAGAUCCAUAGUCCACAGUUCAGAAGGACAAGUAUUCUCCAGCCUUAUCAUGCCAGAAUUCAUAAAGCUCUGUCGUCAGAAUAAUAUGCUUUUCCAAAUUAUUGAGUAUAUUUUCUCUCGAGUGAUUGAGGAUAUGAAUGUGACCAACAUUCCUAAACCGUGGUGUGAUGUUUGUAAAACUCCAGAGACGAUCCUUAUUAGGAGGCUAUACGAAAUUUGUGUGAUCGGAUGUGCGAUCCCAAGCUACGGUGAAAACUACGUCGCUCUGCUUCAGAAAUUGUUGGAGAAAUUCUUCAAAAAUCCUCAAGAGAAAUUCGAGUUCAUUGCGAACUUUGCUUGCGGACAUAUUUUGUAUGCGACCGACCCUAAGGACGUUAUUGGACCCGAGUUGCAAAUUAGAAGUAUUAAACUGCUCACCAAUUUCCUAGCUGUACAAGAUAAAGCGACUUGGCUGCAUGACUCAGAUGUGGUGGUCCUAACUAUUUUGUUGUGUUUAAACAAUCCAUUAAGUGCUAUUCGUGAGUUGUCAAUUGAUUUCAUCAAUAAGUUAAUGAGAGAAGAACCGGAUAAGAAAUUAGUAUACGUCCAAUUGUUUGAAGAGUUACUGUCGCAUAAACAAGAAAUGUUACUCGACCAUAACCAAGUAAAACAUGUUCUAAAUACGAUACUGACUCAGAAAGACCAGAAAAAGCUGUUCAGGCGCAACUGCCUUUUAAAAUUGGUUGGUAUAUUGAACUCUGGAGCACCAUCGCACAUUAAAUCCAGUUUCCUCAAAAUUCUUUGCGAAGUCAAGAAUGCCACCGCAUUCCCGCACAUUGUACAGGUUUUGAAACCUUUAGAAGAGACUUUGCAACAAAAUACUCUGAAUACAAAGUUCAUAUUUGAUAUUUAUGAGUCUAAUAUCUUCAAGAGCGUAUAUGACCAUAUUACUGAGUCUACUAUUACUACAUUCUCAAAUGAACAAGUCUGGAGUUCUAUAGAAAUAGGUUUGAAAGAAUAUCGAGAGUGCAUCUUACAAGAGGACCAAUCAUUCGUUAGUCCAUCUGUUCUGAUAAUGAAGCAGAUAGACGAAGAUGUUUUCAAUAAAGUGCCAGAAGAAAAAUGUAAUGGUCUAGUGCACUUGAUCGCUUGUGCUGGCGCGGUCAGCAACAAUCCAUCAAUAUCGAGUGUAGCUUCGAAAGUUAUGAAGAAAAUUCAUCUGAAAUUCAGUCACUUCAAACCUAUUUUGGAAAAAAUGUUGAAUGUAGUGGAUCCAGCUGAGAAUGUGUCCAAGAAAAAGAAGUCGUCAGUCUCCAUGCUAUCUCACCAGGUAACAGAAACCGACGAUUGGCGUUUGGGAGUUGCUUUCCUCGAAUUUGUUCAGAGUAAGAAGAAAAUGAAGUUGGACAACACUUUCGUUUCGCUUCUGUUCCAAAUAUUAAACAAAUGCUUGAGAUUCGAAGAACAAUCUUACGUGGAAUAUACCAAACAGCUCAUUCUUUCAUCCCUGUGGUAUUAUUGCAAGAAAUUUGUUGACGAAAAGGACGAGGAACAAAUGAAGUCUCUUAAAUCCGUGUUUAAUGUUGAACUAGCUGUGCAGUGUAUCAGAGGUACUCAAAACCCUCAAACACAUCACCAUGCUCUCAUUCUCUUGUCCCACGCUGCAUUCAUGUUGCCAGAGCAAGUUCUUCACCACACGAUGGAAAUAUUCACGUUCAUGGGCACAUCAGUUCUUAGACACGAUGACGCGUACAGUUUCCAGAUUAUUAUCAAAAUUAUUGAGACAUUGAUACCCAUCCUGGUGAAAUUGGACAAGAGUAUUGGAGACCAUACUGAAAAAGAGCUCGAACAGUUACAAAAUCGUGUUGUUCCAGUUUUGCGUAUAUUUGCUGAUUGCGUGUUACAUGUACCGGAGCAUAGGAGGCUUCCUUUGUUCAAAAAGCUGAUUGAAACUCUAGGACCCAGUCAAUUCCUAUGGGUUUUCCUUGCUUUACUUCUGGAGACUCACGUCGCCCACUUUAGCGAGGAGAAAAAGGUAGACAAACGUAAUUCAAGAACCUUAGCGGACCAAGAAGCACCUAUCAACCGCAUUGAUUUUGGACAGAGCAUCGUGCUAGAGUUCCCACCAGAAGUCGCUUUUGAAAACUUCAUAAAACUGAUCAUUUACAUUAAAUCCCUGCCUUUGCAAAAGGAUGAGAGUGUUAUGGACACUGAUGUAGACCCAAGCGACAUAUUCAGCGUGGCUGGACAUUCUCCACUCCAAUUACGACACUACAAAUACAUGGUAAUCACGUUUAUGAACACCUGCCUGGCUUCAUCCAGGUUCAUUCAGCAUAGCAGCCAGGUCUCCGAUGAUAAGACGGCUAAAUAUUGGCGUGUGAUGUUGCAUCAUAGCUACGAUUUAUUAGAUCAUACGAACAACCUGCUCUCUGCUCCAAUGUUCCUCUCUGUCGUCAGAGGCCUUUUGAAACAUACUUUACAAACCGUCAGAAGGAAGUCCAUGGAACUACUGAACUCCAAAAUCCAAUUCAGUCCAGAAUUGUUCGAGGGUGUUGAAAAAGAUUUGCUUUUCUCGUUGUUGCCACCUUUAUUGGAUAUUGUCAAGACGAUUGAGGUUCGAGAUGAGAAUUUGAGCGAGAUAGCUGCUCAGGAACUGGAGUUAAACCAGCAAACAGCUUUACUGUGCCUGAAGUUGUUGACUAGAAUGCUGGCAUCAGAGAAUCCUGAGCCAUUUAAGAAUGUGCUGGAGACAGUUACGGACUAUACUUGUAAUCCCAACAUUGCUGGUAAUGUCAUGGCCUCUGUUGUCUUGUGUUUGGCGGAAUUGUGCAGUAAUCUAAAGGCCCAUGCUUUAGCCAGCCUUCGGAAGUUCAUGCCAGCACUUAUCAAGGUGCUGAAGAAGCAGCGAAAGGCAGAAACUCAAGAACUUGUGCUACUCAGUACAGUAACAGCCAUUGCGAAGAUUGUGGAAAGUCUACCACUAUUCCUGAGCCCGUACUUGCAGAAAAUAUUAUACGAGUAUUCCAUCUUACUGGCUAAAUGGCAGAGUCUAGAUCAGGAGUGCUCCAAAGUUUCUGCAAUAGUAUCAAAAUUGUUGACUAUUAAGAAGAAAAUUGCUGGAUCUAUACCACCCAGGGUUCUUAUCCCCGUGGUUAAUCAGACUCACCAAAUGCUUCUGGAGAAGGAGGACUUUGAUGCUGUUGGUCCUGUGAUGUCGGUAUUAGCUGACAGCUUUGCUAACGUCACUACAGCAGAUUUCACAGCUCUUCAGCAAGAUCUAACAUCAUUCUUCUUGACGGCCCUACAAUUAAGAAGUGAUGCGGUUGAAAAAGAUGUCAGUGCUGACGUUAUUGAUAGAGCUGAAGAUGAGGUAGUGAAUGCCCUUGUCUGCCUCGUUCUGAAGCUUUCAGAAACCAGCUUUAGACCGUUCUAUUUCAAGAUCUAUGAUUGGGCUAUAAGGACUAACGUUGAAGGACAGAAGGAUCGGGCAAUCACUUUUUACAGAUUAAGCUCUGCGAUCGCAGACAAACUGAAAGGCCUGUUCGUUCUCUUCGCUGGACACUUCAUCAAAAACGCAUCAGACCUCCUUGAUUCCUGCAACAACAGCAAAACUGAGGACUUGUACUUUGAAUCUGAAGAUAAAUGCUUGGCUUUAAUCAAGUAUAUUGUAAAAACUCUUCAUACAGUCUUCCUAUAUGAUAGUCAGAGUUUCCUAAACAAGGACAGGUUUGAAACUCUUAUGCAACCUGUGGUGGACCAGUUGGAGAACACCUUGGGAGGCAUUCAGAACCUUAAGUCAAGGGCUACAGAGUAUCUGAUCCCUUGUGUGUCGCAAUUUGCUGUUGCUACGGCUGAUGAUUCGUUGUGGAAGCUGUUGAAUUAUCAGAUUCUGUUGAAGACGCGGCAUAAUGAUGCUGAGAUCAGAUUGACAGCCCUAGACUGUCUCGUCGCUAUGGCAACGCAAUUAGGCAGUAGCUGGUUACCGCUUCUGGCUGAGAGUGUGCCAUUCCUCGCUGAACUUCUAGAAGAUGGUGACUCAAGAAUAGAAGCAUCUACUAAAGAUGCCAUCAGGAAACUCGAACAAAUAUUGGGAGAACCGCUUGAAAAAUACUUUUAA
Messenger RNA from Spodoptera littoralis (African cotton leafworm), 5733 nucleotides. The record is from the annotation of a GenBank genome assembly. Lineage: Eukaryota; Metazoa; Arthropoda; Insecta; Lepidoptera; Noctuidae.